UGUGACACUUGCAGUAAGUUUGUUUCCAACAUUUUUGAACAUUUUGAUGGAUUAAUCAGAAUAAAUAUCUGUAUUGGUUUUUGGUAAACAUGUAUUUCGCCGCUGGUGUUUGACUCUCAUCGGUUCUGAGUGAAAUAAAGCAGAAAAGGAGAAUUUUAAGGUGAAAAGUAUCGAGGUUUGGAGAGCAUGACCGAGGAGACGCUGCUGUUCAUCGAUAUUCGAGACUCAAAGAUCUCCACGGCGUCUGAAGCUGAGACCAGUGGGUCGCUCUGGACCUCCAGCGAUAAUUCCUUCAGAUUUAACUUCGUCACGGACAGCGACACCGCCGCGCCGCCGCUACCGGCGCAGGAGGAAGCGCCUGCAGCCGCGUUCCUGUCCUUCUCAGGCCAGAGCUCUGCUUUUGCUUUCAACUUUCAAAUCCCUGCUGCAGAAGACAUGGACAUGACAGAGGCUGCAAAACCCGCCUCAUUGCUCGGCAACCAAGAGAAAGGUGCCACUGCGUGUGAAGCGUCAGAUCAGGCCAAGACAAAGAAGAAGAAGAAAUCUGGGAAGAAGAAGAAGCUGUCCGACUCCGAGACCCAGCAGAAACCGACAGAAGAGAAUCAGAAAGAGGAAGAGCUGAGCCCAGAAGAGCAGCUGAACAGGGAGCUGAACUGGUGCAUCGAGCAGCUGGAGCUGGGAAUAAAGUCCCAGAAGGGGACAUCAAAACAGAAGGAGGAGGCUUCCCGCGCCCUGAAGACUCUGCGCAGCUACAAAGCUCCUCUGGUCAAGAAGCGGCAGCUGAUGAGAGCCUUGACUGGGGAUUACAGGAAGAAGAUGGAGGAGGAGAAGAACAAGCAGUUCCAGCUCAUUCAGAGCGAAACGGCAUCGGCUCAAGUCAAAGUGGUGUCGGAUUCCCAGAAGAAAUCCGUUUUCCACCGCAGAGCUGAGGCGAGUACCGGUCCAGGAGCCUCACGGGCCCAGCGGCGGACCGAACCGCGCGGCGCUGCGACGCAGGAAGACACGCCAGCCUUCAGCUUCGUUCCAUCACAGCAGGAAUUUCACUUCAAUUUCUUCUGAUGUUUCUGGGCUGAAAGAAAGAUGGAGUUUCUCCAUGAACUGAAAUAAGCAACGGCUGUUUGUGAAAAUUGUCCAAAUCCAAAAGGCUUUCAUUGGUCUGUUUACAUUAAGUUUAAAUAAAAUCAGCUUUUCUUCACUGUUUCAA
Poeciliopsis prolifica (blackstripe livebearer) is the source of this 1204-nucleotide messenger RNA. RefSeq names its product chromosome unknown C8orf33 homolog (gene cunh8orf33). The record is from RefSeq and is a predicted model, not a curated record. Lineage: Eukaryota; Metazoa; Chordata; Actinopteri; Cyprinodontiformes; Poeciliidae. Bases 187 to 1059 code for a protein of 290 amino acids. The transcript has 5 exons.